GUGCUAUAGACGCACAAAACGACCAAGAGCCACAAAUCAAGCACACAUAUCAAAAAACAAAUGAGCUCUUAUUUUGUAAACUCAUUUUGCGGUCGCUAUCCAAAUGGCCCGGACUACCAGUUACAUAAUUAUGGAGAUCACAGCUCGGUGAGCGAGCAAUACAGGGACUCCGCCAGCAUGCACUCCGGCAGGUACGGAUACGGCUACAAUGGCAUGGACCUCAGCGUCGGGCGCUCUGCUUCCACUCACUUUGGUGCCAAUGAGAGACCCCGCAGUUACCCGGCCAACACCACCUCUGCCUCGACAGAGCCCAGGUACAACCAGCCCGCGACGUCUUCCCACUCGCCUCCCCCUGACCCUCUGCCCUGCACCGCCGUGGCCGGUUCGCCUGUCAGCGAGAGUCACCACGGGGUGAAAAACUCCCUCGCCAACUCCACCAGCACUUCGUCCAAUUCCAGCAGCAACACGCACAUCAGCAGAGACGGGGUUGGCACCUCGUCUGGGACUGAGGAAGACACUCCAGCAAGCAGCGAGCAGGCAAGUGCCCCGACCGACCAAAGCACAGCCCAGCCUUCACAGCCCCAGAUCUACCCUUGGAUGCGAAAACUGCACAUAAGUCAUGACAACAUAGGGGGACCAGAAGGGAAAAGGGCUCGGACUGCUUACACCCGCUAUCAGACCUUGGAGCUCGAAAAGGAAUUUCACUUCAAUAGAUACCUGACCCGCAGAAGAAGGAUUGAAAUAGCACAUGCUCUUUGCCUCUCAGAGAGACAAAUAAAGAUCUGGUUCCAAAACAGGAGAAUGAAAUGGAAAAAGGAUAAUAAGCUGAAAAGUAUGAGCAUGGCAGCUGCAGGAGGGGCAUUCCGUCCCUAAGCGUUUGAUCAAUUAAAAGUACUGAGCAGUAUUAGCUGACCCUGCGUCGUCUCAUGUCAGUACUAAGUUGACUUUCUAAAACUUCCUUGUGUUACUUCUGUGAAGAAACCCUGUUCUUGUCGCCCUUAUUCAUCUUUUAAUCAUGAGCCUGUUUAUUACCAUUCUCUCGCGUGUAUAAGUAGAUCUGCUUUUAUCGUACAUUUCUUUGUCUUGAAUGGCUUUGUCUUGAAAAAAAUAAUAGAUGUUUUAACUUAUUUAUAUGAAGCGAGCUGUGUUACUUGAAGUAACUGUUAAAA
Messenger RNA from Catharus ustulatus (Swainson's thrush), 1169 nucleotides. It is a transcript of the gene HOXA5, whose product is annotated as homeobox A5. The record is from RefSeq and is a predicted model, not a curated record. Gene Ontology annotation, biological process: regulation of transcription by RNA polymerase II; anterior/posterior pattern specification. The coding region runs from base 61 to 873 and encodes 270 amino acids. The transcript has 2 exons. Gene Ontology annotation, cellular component: nucleus. NCBI's taxonomy places the organism in Eukaryota, Metazoa, Chordata, Aves, Passeriformes, Turdidae. Gene Ontology annotation, molecular function: RNA polymerase II cis-regulatory region sequence-specific DNA binding; DNA-binding transcription factor activity, RNA polymerase II-specific.